Molecule: messenger RNA, 1603 nt
Organism: Arvicanthis niloticus (Nile rat)
Lineage: Eukaryota; Metazoa; Chordata; Mammalia; Rodentia; Muridae
Product: melanoma-associated antigen B17-like
Biological process (GO): negative regulation of transcription by RNA polymerase II
Cellular component (GO): nucleus
Source: RefSeq, a predicted model, not a curated record
AGUCGAGGAACUGCUUGGUUGGCUCCGCGCUGGCUCCUCUUGUCAGGUUUCGUAGGAAGUGGAUUGAUCAGGAGAAACAGAGCAACAUAUCUGCGUUUUCAGUGCUCCUGACUGGUGCUCCUGUGACAACUUAUCAUGCCUAGGGGCAACAAGAGCAAGGGCCGCUCCAGGGCCAAAAGGCAGCAGACUCGUGGAGAAAGCCAGAAUCUCCAGGGUGCUCAGCCCACUGUGGAGGAGGAGGAAACAUCAUCCUCCCCUCUUGUCCAGGAAGAUACCCUCAGCUCCUCUGAUGUCAGCACUCCUCAGGGGUCCCAGGCUGCAUCCUAUGGCUCUCCUGAGUUAGAUGUGCCAUGCUCAGUUCAUGAUGUAGGUGCUGAGGGUGCUGUUGCAAGUGUUGAGGGUUCUGAUGUUGGUGUUGAAGGUUCUGUUGCAGGUGCUGAGGAGGGGAGCGCACAGGCCUCCAAGAUAGCAGCCGCAGUUCAAUCUGCACGAAGAGAUCCUCUGACCAGGAAGGCCAAUGUUUUGAUAGAGUUCAUGAUGGAGAAGUUUAAGGUGAAAGAGCCUUUCACACAGGCAGAUAUGCUGAGAGUAAUCAACAGGAAGUACAAGGUGCACUUCACUGAGAUCCUCAGGAGAAUCUCUGUGCGUUUGGAAUUGGUUUUUGGCCUUGAGUUGAAGGAAGUUGAUCCCAGUUCUCAAUCCUAUAUGCUUGUGGGAAAGCUGGGUCUCUCCACCGAGGGAAGUCUGAGUGGCAGUAGUGGGUUACCCAAAACAGGGCUCCUGAUGACCCUCCUGGGUGUAAUCUUCAUGAAGGGGAACCGUGCCACUGAGGAAGAGGUCUGGGAAUUCUUAAAGGUAGUGGGGAUAUAUCCCGGGAGGAGUCAUAUAAUCUUUGGAGAGCCCAGGGAAUUUAUCACCAAAGAUUUGGUGAAGGAAAAUUAUGUGGUAUACUGCCAAAUUCCUGGCAGUGACCCCCCAAGCUAUGAGUUCCGUUGGGGUCCCAGAGCCUAUGUCGAAACCACCAAGAUGAAGGUCCUGGAAGUUAUAGCUAAGAUCAAUAAUACUUCCCCUAGUUUCUUCACUAGUAUGUAUGAGGAGGCUAUGAUUGAUGAGGCUAAUAGAGCAGCAAGAAGAGUUACAGCUGUGCCUGGCAAUGUUGUGACUGCCAGGAAUGUCAGGGAUGUCAGGGCUCAUCGCAGAGGUGUGGCCCAUAGCUCCUCUUCUAAGUAGUGGGAUGUUUUAUGAGCUAAAAAUAAUAAAUUUGUAACUUAUUCUGUAAUACAUGAGAAAUUUUAUAUGCAUUUUUCUUUUCUAUUUUGCAAAUGAUCUUUUAAUCAAGAGUUACCGUGCUUCACGGUCUGUUUCUUAACAUUGUGCUUACAUACAUAUUGCUGUUUUUCAUGUUUAAAAUGAAGUUUUGAUUAUUUUCAAACAAACUGAAAAAAUAUUUCAAAAAAAUAUUAAAACGUUAAUUGGAACAGUGAUUUUUUCUGGUAACAUGGUAAUGCUUGGUGGUGGACUAAAGUGAUAAGACUAAUUCAAAAAAGUUGUAUUUUACUCUUUCUUGUAAUGCUAAUUGAAAUAAACUUGGAUUUCAGUACUC